This is a messenger RNA of Plasmopara halstedii, 1260 nucleotides long. Its product is annotated as Ubiquitin domain. The transcript has a single exon. The coding region runs from base 1 to 1260 and encodes 419 amino acids. The record is from RefSeq and is a predicted model, not a curated record. NCBI's taxonomy places the organism in Eukaryota, Oomycota, Peronosporomycetes, Peronosporales, Peronosporaceae. Gene Ontology annotation, biological process: endoplasmic reticulum unfolded protein response. Gene Ontology annotation, molecular function: protein binding.
AUGAGCUCUCCAUCGCCUUCUCUCGUGAAUCUUAAAGUGCGCAAUGUUUACAUGCCAUCGCAAUCGCUCGUUCUAUCACUUGAUUCAAAAACACUCGUCAGUGAUCUCAAGCGUCAACUUAGCGUUGAUUUUCCUUCCUCGCCUGCUAUCUCGGCUCAAAAGCUUAUUUUUGGGGGUAAAAUUUGUGGUGAUGACGAGUCACUGGAACAAAUUCUGGCUCAAAUGCAAAGCAGCCAAUUGAAGGAAGAAGGAAAUGUUGACGAGCAUAUCGUGUUUCAUUUAUUGGUGACUUCCACAGGCAUUCAGACAAGUGUUGAGCCCAAGACACCACUGCAGACUCGCAACUCCUCCAAAAUGGUCGAGACUCCCCCAGAUAUAGAGUCUCGACCAUGCAUUGUUUCGUCAGAGCCUAAUUUGCUGAACAUCCAAUCAGAGAAUUCAAUUUCCACGCCGUCAUCACACUUAAGGUCUGGCCAGAUGCAGUCUCACCAUGAUUUAUACAGACAGAGCGUACUUAUGCAGCAACAGGCUAUGGUGCUACAUCAAAUUCAAUACUUGCAGAUGAUGCUGAUGCAACAGCAAGUCGCAUCGACGUCUACUGAUCAUCAAUUUUCGCACAAUUCUCAAUUUGCUGCUGCUUCUUAUGGAAAUUUUUAUCAAAGGAUGCAGUCUAAUACGUCACACGCUCGACCAAAUAUACCGCAGACAGUUGCACAUGAAGCAGUGGCAGCUCCAGCCCCAAUACCUGCUCAAAAUCAAGCUUUUACUUCACCGCCACGGACACGUUCUUUGCUUGUAGAAAUGGUUUCUGAAGUUUUUCGUUUGCUGGAUUUACGCCUGGCAUUUAAAAUGGCGUUUAUGCUGCUUAUUGUUGGAAAGGAUACGCCAAUGGACCGAGUUAUUAUGCUGAUAUUGCUCUCAUUUAUUUCGUACCUGCACAUUACUGGCAUAUUUGCUAAACUUUACGAAAUCUACAAUCGACGCCGCAGUCACAAUUCAGUCAACGAAUCAGACGUUCCUCUCAAUGUGAAUUUACCGGGAGCAGCAACUGGUGCAGGGGUGGCCAUCACUAACCGGUUCGAGACUGUGAUGCGUGUUUUAAGUAUAUCAGCGGACCGUGGCUUUCGCCAGGACGUCAAGUCUUUUGUGGUGGGGCUUCUGCUUUCGCUUGUACCAGCUUGGCGUCCACAACCGAUUUUUGGGGCGCCUCCUGUGGUCGAGAAUGCGAUGCCAGACGGCGCACCACUUCAGGGAAUUUAA